CCCUUCCAGUACCCGGGCACCGACACCGUGCCCGAGGAGGAGCGAGUCUACACGGCUGCGGGGGAUGAGAUCACCGAGGGAGAGGAGCCCGUGGCGCUGACUCAGCCUGCCCAGCCCCAGGAGGAUGAGGAGGGGCAGCAGCAGGAGGAAGAGGAGUCAAACUCGGAUGACGACAAUGACACGUGCGAGGAGUGGCAGCGGCACGCGGCGCUGCACGAGGACGUGACGCAGCAGGAGCGGCUGCGCGAGCGCCUCUUCGAGGAGGAGAUCGAGCUCAAGUGGGAGAAGGGCGGCUCCGGCCUCGUGUUCUACACGGAUGCCCAGUUCUGGCAGGAGCAGGACGGAGACUUUGACGAGCAGACAGCCGACGACUGGGAUGUGGACAUGAGCAUCUAUUAUGACAAAGAUGGAGGGGACAAGGAUGCCCGGGACUCGGUGCAGAUGUGGCUGGAGCAGCGGCUCCGGGCCGGGCUGGAGGAUGGCUCUGUGUCAGGGCAGCACAUCGGCACCUUCGAGAGGCACACCAAGGGCUUUGGCAGGAAGGUCCUGGAGCAGCAGGGCUGGACAGAGGGGCUGGGCCUGGGCAGCAGCAACUCUGGCAUGGCUGAAGCUCUGGACAACGAGGGUCAGAACCCCCGGUGCAAGAGGGGGCUGGGAUACCAUGGGGAGAAGCUGCCAACCUUUGUGAGGAGGAAGAAGCCCCGUGGUGACAGCUCUGUUGUCAUCUCCACCAUCUACGAUGAGCCUGAGCCCCAGGACAUGGGUGACCAGCUGCUGAGGCGCCAGCCCCUCACGGCCAUGAAGUACAGACAGGACAUGGCCUUUGUCCGAGCGUCCCAGCCCGCCCUGGGCAGCCUCAGGGCCCAGCCACGCUGAGCAGGGACUGUCACAGCCUUUGUCCUGCUCCCCAGGCCAGGCUGGCUCCUGGCCUGAGUGUAAGCAGGGUGGUUUUGUAUUUAUUUUUAGUAAAAAUAGAGAUUUGUAAUUAAAAUCA
Molecule: messenger RNA, 994 nt
Organism: Zonotrichia albicollis (white-throated sparrow)
Lineage: Eukaryota; Metazoa; Chordata; Aves; Passeriformes; Passerellidae
Source: RefSeq, a predicted model, not a curated record